CCCGAGUAUGACAUUGUUACGCUAAAAGUGUGUCAUCAUCGUCUUAUUGGUGAUCGUAUUCUGGACGGUAAUGGCACACUUUUACCGUGACUUUUUGAUAGCUUUGCCGUUAUUUUUUUUUACAGUGCAGUCUUACAUAGUUUUUCCUUUUUUCUUAUUGGCUUUGUUUCUGUUGUUCUGCAUCUUUAGCUGUCAGAAUGGAAUGAGAAAAAUAGCAGUAAAGUUACACAAAACUUUUUGACAUUCUCACUUAGGUCCAGAGAACGUUCAGUUUCAGUUUUAGAGUAUUUUGUUCUCGAGCAAUUUAAUUCUUUACCAUGAGUGUCUAUCAAAUCCCAAACGAAAGUUCUAAAAAGUCCAGUGUCCAAGAUUGGAGGAGUUUUGGAGAAGCGGAGAAUCAACCCACCCAAAUGUGUGACACUGUCUCCCAGAUUUUAUCGGACAGACUGUCAAAGAUUGACAGAUAUUGUUAGUAGUUAGUUUAGAACAUUCGACAAUCAAUAAGUUACCUGUCCAAAUAACUGAAAGACAGUCUUUUAAGCUCGGAUUCCGCAAUUGAGUUGAAAAAAUUGAUCCUGAGUGUGAUGAAAAUAUCGUGAGAAUGAGACGAAAAUAUAGCAAGAAAAGUGUAGAAACGCGAAAAGACAAGCAUACCAUACUGUGACGCGUUUCGUCGAAAAAAUAAAUUCUAGUGCAGAAUAACAAAAGUUCUUUGCAUUUAAUAAAUGCUUCACUUGCUUAAAAACUGUUCGCUGACUUUUUAAAAAAAACUGUCUGUCAGAAAAACUUCCCCAUCCUGACUGAUAACCAUCGGAAGCCCUGGUCGAAGGCAAAAAGUGUAUCGAUAUAUGAUCAGAUGAAAAGAUGUGCUUAUUUUGCAUACUUUUUCGUUUUUUAGCAAAAUUAUUAUAUGAAAGUUUGAAAUGAAACAAGAAGAAACUUAGAUUUUACGUCAUGCUUUCAUCUCUUUCAGAGAAUUAACGAAAUAUUCAUCAUUGGAAUGUCAACAAUAGUGUAGGAUAGAAAAUAUCUCGUUAUAUUAAUAAUCCAAAAGAGAUGAAAUCAGGUAAUUUAAUUCGACUUUGUUUUUCUUUAAAUCCCAAACUUUCAUUCAAUGAAUUUCUUUGGUCUGUAUAGUAAUAGUAUUCAAGCCAUUCUUCUAUUGCUUUCGUGGAAACUUCUCUUGUGCAUUAAUCCAUCCAUUUAGCAUUGUACAUUGCAUCAUCAACUAUAAGGAUCACUUCAUUACAACAAACGUUUAGCUCUUUUAUCAUAUGUUCCUGAUAUAAAGGAUUGGGUCUUAUUCUUUUUUGAAUAAGUUAUUUUUUUAAAGUAAACGUUACAUAUAUACUACUCACAGCAAAAAUACACAUGAUUAAGCUGCAACAGACUGCGGCUAUUGUGCUAGCUGUUUUUGCCACUGUUGAAUACACUUUACCUUAAUUUAUUGUUGUAUCUUGUUUAUGCACUAAGUUGAUAAAAUUAUUAAUAAAUACUCAUAGUGACGAGAAUGAACCCAAAAGAGCUACACCAAUAUUUAAAAUUGUCAAAAAUUUGAUAGAUGAAUGAAUUAUGAAACACCGAUUUAUCAAGACGUUCAACAUAGGCCAAGGUAAAGAUACUUAAAGAUAAUGUUUGCAUACAUGGACCAAAAUAUGUAGGCAGAUCUUCGUGCAACGCCGGUAUUCGUCGGCAUCAUAGUGAAUUGGGAUCCAAUUGGUGUUCGUCGAGCAUUCCACGGUGUCACCGUAUAUCGGAUUUGAUCUAAGGAUGGAUUUUAUUUUGUUGUCCAAAUGGUUGUUGUUUUGUUGCUGGAUUAAUUUCUACGUCCGAUAAUGUGAAUUUUUUUUGAAGAAAUACAUCGGCAUUGUUUGUUCCAUAUUCUAUGAAUACGUUGAAAAAUAACAAGAGGUCCAUUAGAUCUGCACGAAAUAAACAAGUUAUCUAAUUUCAAUUUUUAAUUAUCACAACUUUUUUCAAGGUAUCAGCUUUAGAUAACUCUUUUUUAUCAUUAUCUUGUUUACCUUUCUUUUGUACUCUAGAUCUAAAUUUAAAAUUUGAAUCAUCAGACCAGUAAUUUAGUGGACUCGAUGUUCCUUCAUUUGAUGAAUAUGAGCGGCCGGAUGAAUUUCUUGCUCUUGUGAACAGUUUUGAUUUACUAUAUUGAUCACCGACUGAUUUUAUAUCAUUUUUAUUCAUUUUAAAUUUGUUUGUCGCUGUUGUUGUUUCAAUCAUUUUUUUCAAUUAGAGAACAUAUAAAAUAAUCCAUUUAAAAAAAAUUUAAGAAAAUAAGCCAUUUAUUUAUCAGUCAGAUCCAAAUUAAUAAACAUUUCAAAGAAAGACAAAUUCUUAAACACAAUUUCUAUUUUCGUUUUAUGAUGAAAUUUCAUCCUAUAAUUAGGCGCAUUUAAUUUUCAGUUAAAUUACACAACCAAGAAAGGGAAGAGUUUACGAUGUCGACAAUGGUUUUAAAAAUCACUUUCACAAAAAAUACACAGAAAGUUCUCUCUCAGUAGUAGUUAAACAAACUUAAGCUUUAAUUAAAAAAACAUUCUCGUUUUAGAUGUUAUCAAGAAAUUUGUUGGGAGCAAUUCGUGUUUUGUUAAAUAGAAAAUUUGUUGUAAAUUCUGAAUUAUUACAAACAUGUGAUACAAUCAGAACUUCGUUAUCGUUUUGUUAUUUUUCACACUCUGGUAGCGCACGUCUAGCAAUGCAAUCAUCUACAAUUACAACAUCACUAAAUAACAAGUCUAAAACUUUAUCAGAAUAUAAUUUAAAACCGGGAUCGAUAAUACCAUUAACUGUUCCAAAACGAGUACCUAAAAAACAUCGUAUAAGUCCUGAAUUAACUACUAUACAAACAAAUGUGGAUGUAUUAACAACUACCGAGAACUAUAGAGUAAUAGCUUAUGCAACAGCCGAUUAUUAUAAUUUAGAUGAUUUAAAAGAAAAAUUAUUAUCAUUAUCAUCAAUAUAUCAGUUUCAAUUGGCACCAAUUUCCGAUGAUAUUGAAGAUGUUUUAUGUUUACAAAAUCGUUUAACAGAUAAUGAAUCGACACUUGUCACAAAUAAUAGUUCUCGUGAAGCAUUUAUAUUUGAUGAUGGUUGUAUUGUUUACUGGAAUAUGACGAAUGAUGAACGAAAACAAAUAAUGAAUUUAGUUAAUGAAAUAAGUGAGAAUAUUUAUCCAGAAUCAUUAAUUGAAGAUGAAAAAGAAGAAAUUUCAUUUAUUGAAGUUACAGCACCAAGUGCAUUAACUAAAGAUCUUAUUCGUGUUACAAAACAUUCAUCAACAGAAAAUUUAUUAGAUAAAUAUGCAUUUUCAAAUGCAUUAGCAUUAUCUGUUAAAUUAGGUGUAUGGGAAACAUUGUUAGAUACAAAUGUUGAAUUUAUUGCUGAUUUAGCUGAACAAUUAAAACGAGGUCAACAUCCUCAUAUUAAAGCUGGUCUUAUCCAACGAAAAUCCGGUGAAUUAUAUUCAUUAAAACAUGCCGUUAAUCUAAGUCAUGAUUUUCUAGAUACACCGGAUUUCUAUUGGGAUAAUCGUCGUUUAGAACAAUUAUAUUUAAAAACAUUCAAUUAUCUUGUUAUUAGUAAACGAACAAAAGUUUUAAAUGAACGUUUAAAUUUUUCAUUAGAAAUGAUUUCAGUUAUUGAAGGUUUACAAAAUGAAAAAAAACAUGUUCGAUUAGAAUGGAUAAUCAUCAUUUUGAUUUGUUGUGAAGUAUUUUUUAAUGUUAUUGAUCAUUUAGAUUUUUUCGGUGAUUCAUUCAUACCAAAACAUAAAAAAUAA
Didymodactylos carnosus is the source of this 3793-nucleotide messenger RNA. NCBI's taxonomy places the organism in Eukaryota, Metazoa, Rotifera, Eurotatoria, Philodinida, Philodinidae. The record is from the annotation of a GenBank genome assembly.